ACGUUGAAAGAAUUUCAUAACGUUGCUCUAUUUUUUAUGUGUGUGUUCACGCACACUGCUUUACUACAUACUACUUUAGAGAGCACAGCUAUGUGUCUGGCAAGAGAGGAAAUGGGUGUCUUGACUUAUCAAACGUCAUCCUGUGUGGGAGAAAAAGGCAAGAUGUCUCAGUGGAAAGCGGUUUGGAGAGAGGGGAUGAGAAAGAAGAAGGGAGGGAUUUGUUAGUCACACGAUGUAUAUAUUACUGUGUCACAAAAGACUUCAGGUUUGUCUGAAGUCUUUGUUGGAGGACAUGCUUCACUUAAAUCCAGAGCUUGUUGGGAAUAGUAAGGAAAUGAAAUGGCAAGAUAACGGAGGAGAAAGAAAAUGCAUCUUGGUUUGAUGUUACUUUAGAGAGUCUAGCACUGACGGUUUAUGUCAGGCCAUACUUGAGGUUUUACGGUGUGAGCAGCAAGUUUACAGAGGAGCACUCGAAGACACGCAACGAUGAGAGAGACUAUGUGGAUUUAUGUCGUGAUCCUGUUCUUGUCUGAAACACAGAGCGUGGAAUCAGGAACUACUGAAAGUGCCCCUGUGAACACCACUUUUCCUCCUAUCACUGAACGCAGAAAUGAACUUUUCAGUAAUGGGAGUGAUGCUAAUCUGACAUGCACCGAUAAGAUGUGGAAUGAGACAUUUUAUGUUAUCUGGAAAAUUAAAUUGAUUGACAAAACCCGUUGUGAGAUCAACUUUGACAGUUAUGGUCGAAACUCAGACACCUGCAAUGAUGGAAAGUCACUCCGAAACACAUCCAAUUCUCAGCCAUAUCUACACAUCCCAAAGUUCUCAGAAGAUGAUGUGGGAAUCUACACGUGUGAGUUUGCUUACAGAGGAGGAGCUACCAAUUGUGAAAUCCACGUGAAUAUCACAGUGACUCCUGAAAUAAAAGCCUGGAUAGAGUACAAAGACAACACAAGGGUAGCAGUAUGUAGAGCUGAAAAUGGAAAUCCUGCAGCCAACAUCAGCUGGAAUCAUGCACGAAAUUCUUCUGUGCAACAACUGCCUGGGAUAAAUGGACUUUUUACAGUAGAAAGUCGUUUGGAGCUUCCUGAAGGCAUAGAUCCAGAAAACCUGAGCUGCACCAUCAGUCACCAGAACCUGAACAAGAUUGUAUUUUUGGAAUAUCAAACAGUUAAAGUUUAUUCUCUCUGGCUGUAUGCACUCAUAGCUGGGAUAAUAAUUGCAUUUUUAGUGGGACUCUUAUUUUUUUUGGUCAUGAAGCUGAGGCAACACCAACAGUCAGAUACCUCCUCCUCCAAAUCCCCACCGAUAGAGGAUGUGGAGGAAGUGGAGCCCUAUGCUAGCUAUGUUCAACGUGUGAACUCUAUCUAUAACUGAUCUGCAGAUAUGUUCACAAUGACAAAAGAAAAAGAAAAAAGAGCGUGCACAUGCAUCACAGCCUAAAUGCAACAAGUCUUUGUGAGAAACUGAGGGCUGUGAAACUGAGAAAGGGUGAAAUAGUAAAGAGAGGGAAGGAUCAAAGAUUUUCUCUGAAAGAGGAAAGUUUCUCGCUUUAAAUGUAUCCUAAUAAACACUUAACUAAUGGAACGGGGGAUGUACCUGAUGUCUGCCCACCACUUUGUGUGGGUCUCAAGGAGAACAUUAACUAAAAAAUGCACUGUACUGCUGAAAUGAGGAGGCUCUUGAGCCACAUGCAGCAUGUAAGACUACAGAACUACAGACUUUUGAUAAUGCUGAUGAAAUAUAUUAGCUACAAUUAUGUACAAAUACACUUAUUUAAACAUUAACAGUUAAAUAGAUGAUCAUUUCUUACAUAGAAUCAUGCUGGAGUGGCUACAGUACAAGCACCAAGCAACGAAAACAUGCAUUUUAAUCGCAUAGCUGUCUCAAGGUAAUGUGGACAAUGCCAUGUGAAGUAUUUAUGUUAUGUAUGAAUGUGAGAUGAUAUGAUUCUUUGUAUUAAAGUGCAUGUAUAAAUGCUGACUUCAUUUUAGCUACAUUCUUCAGACUUAGGAACAACAUUAGUAAUGCUGCAUCAGAGCAACUCAGCAAGAUACACCAAAAAGAGUCAAAACAGUUGUUCUCAACAUUUUAACAGUGAUAUCUGCCAAGGUGACUUUUUCAUUGUUUGAGGGCAUGCACUAAAAAUACAAUCAAUACUAAUUGUCACUUUUUUCAUAGUGACUGUGUAAAGACUCACCUCAGUACAGUAACAGUGACUAAUGCAGUUCCGAGAAAAGAAACUAGAAAAAGGAACUAUUCUGCCCUCUACUGGUGAAUAAUAGAAUUUAUGUUGCUACAGGAUUAAAUGAUGCAAGGCGUCUGAAUAAUUUCACUGAUAGAAGUCAAUCUAUUCCUCCGAGUUUGAAAGCCAUUAUUUGGUCUUUGGGAAUAGUUCUCCGGACUUCUUGAAGGACAUUGAAAGCCCUUAUUUGGAUGUUGGCUGCCUGUUCUCU
Molecule: messenger RNA, 2456 nt
Organism: Pundamilia nyererei
Lineage: Eukaryota; Metazoa; Chordata; Actinopteri; Cichliformes; Cichlidae
Product: cell surface glycoprotein CD200 receptor 1
Exons: 7
Coding region: 487-1377 (296 amino acids)
Biological process (GO): regulation of neuroinflammatory response
Molecular function (GO): signaling receptor activity
Source: RefSeq, a predicted model, not a curated record